AUGGUUUUUUUCUUCAAGAGGGUCAACUUAUUCCUCUUUUUUCACCUCCUUGUUGCAACACCCAUCUUCUCAGAUUCCUCCUUCAGUUCAAAUGCAAUCUCCCCCUCCAAGUUCCUAGAUUUAGCUAAGGAUCCUCGGGUGUUUGAUUGGAUGGUGGGUAUCAGGAGGAAGAUUCAUGAGAAUCCAGAGCUGGGUUAUGAGGAAUUUGAGACCAGUAAGCUGAUAAGAGCGGAAUUAGAUAAAUUGGGCAUCUCAUAUAAAUACCCAGUUGCAGUCACUGGUGUUAUUGGCUUCAUAGGGACUGGACUCCCUCCUUUUGUUGCAUUAAGAGCUGACAUGGAUGCUCUUCCUAUGCAGGAAAUGGUGGAGUGGGAGCACAAGAGUAAAGUACCUGGAAAGAUGCAUGCUUGUGGUCAUGAUGCUCAUGUUUCCAUGCUUCUCGGUGCGGCAAAGAUCCUCAAAGAACAUGAAAAUGCGAUUAGAGGAACUGUUGUUCUUGUUUUUCAACCAGCCGAAGAAGGAGGUGCAGGGGCUAAGAAAAUUCUAGAUGCUGGAGGCUUGGAAAAUAUCUCUGCCAUAUUUGGAUUGCAUAUUGCACCUACCUUUCCUAUUGGUGAAGUGCGCUCUAGGUCGGGUCCUAUAUUUGCAGGAAGCGGCUUCUUUGAAGCCACAAUAAAUGGCAGGGGAGGUCAUGCAGCUAUUCCUCAGCACUCUAUAGACCCAAUAUUGGCAGCGUCCAAUGUGAUUGUUAGUUUACAGCAUAUUGUUUCUCGUGAGGCCAAUCCUCUGGACUCCCAGGUUGUGACUGUAGGAAAGUUUCAAGGAGGUGGUGCUUUCAAUGUUAUUCCAGACUCUGUCACAAUUGGUGGCACCUUCCGAGCUUUUUCAAAAGAAAGCUUCAUGCAACUGAGACAGCGGAUUGAGCAGGUUAUCACUGGGCAAGCUGCUGUGCAGAGAUGCAAUGCAACGGUCAACUUUCUUGACGAAGAGAAACCUUUCUUCCCCCCUACAGUAAACAAUGGUGACUUGCAUUUGUUCUUUAACAGUGUUGCUGGGAGUUUACUUGGUGUCGAUAAAGUUAAGGAAAUGCAACCAUUGAUGGGAUCUGAGGACUUUGCAUUCUAUCAAGAGGUUUUUCCAGGAUACUUCUUCCUCCUUGGAAUGGAAAAUGCCUCUGUUGAGCGUCUUGAAUCACCACACUCCCCGUAUUACAAAAUCAAUGAAGAUGCACUUCCUUAUGGAGCUGCACUUCAUGCAUCAUUAGCUACUAGGUAUCUUCUCAAGUUAAAUCAAGACGUACCGGUAGUGGAGGGGAAGCAUCACGAUGAAUUAUAG
Messenger RNA from Sphenostylis stenocarpa, 1335 nucleotides. Lineage: Eukaryota; Viridiplantae; Streptophyta; Magnoliopsida; Fabales; Fabaceae. The record is from the annotation of a GenBank genome assembly.